This is a messenger RNA of Pochonia chlamydosporia 170, 1206 nucleotides long. Its product is annotated as efflux pump antibiotic resistance protein. Lineage: Eukaryota; Fungi; Ascomycota; Sordariomycetes; Hypocreales; Clavicipitaceae. The record is from RefSeq and is a predicted model, not a curated record. Gene Ontology annotation, molecular function: transmembrane transporter activity. The transcript is spliced from 2 exons. Bases 1 to 1206 code for a protein of 401 amino acids. Gene Ontology annotation, biological process: transmembrane transport.
AUGGGAGCCGCUGGAGCUUUUGUCCAGAAUAUGACCUACCUGACGCUGUUUUCUACGCAAGAACGUCUUCCAAUGUAUGUCGCGGCUGUAAGUUCCGUGUGGGCGAUUGGGCUUAUCAUAGGAGGGCCCAUCGGAAGCAUCUUUGCUCGUGAUUUCAAUUGGCGUUGGGCGAUUUACUUUCCUAUCCCGUGCGUUGGUGCGGCUCUGAUCUUGGGAGUCCUAUGCAUACCCAAUUAUUCCUUUGUUUUCCCGCAGGUAUCAAUUUUGCAACGAUUGAUGCAUAUUGACCCGCUUGGACUUCUUCUAAACAUGCUGGUCCCAUUUUUGUUCGCAAUAGCAGUCACAUUCCCCAAUGUUGUCUGGGACUGGUUGCCGGGAUCGUAUUCAGUGCUUUGGACGAUAUUCGGCCUAUUUUGUACUUUUUGGAUCGCUCAACAGCAUUGGUGCCUUCUAACAAGACCGGAAGAACGAGCAUUGCCGAUACAUAUCCUUCCUCGCACAGAUCUGUUACCAAUAUGGAUCUCGACGGCUUGUGCUGGCUCGACCUAUGCAAUUACCAUAUAUUAUACACCACUGUUUUACGCCUUUUGCCAAGGACUGGAUGCAAUAGACCAAAUGGUGAAGCUACUUCCAUUUACGCUUAUUUUUAUAUUUACAGCCAUGCUGACCGGUCGCUUGCUUUCCGUUAUGAAGCUAUAUGGUGUCAUUUAUGUUUCAGGGGGGUUCAUUGUUGCCAAUGGAUCGGUCAUCAUGGCCGCUCUCAUGUCAAAGAAAACGGUCACCGGCUCUCAGAUAAUGGGCUUAGAGGCUUUAAUUGGAGUUGGGCUGGGAUUGCACUUCCAACACGGACUUGCGAUCUCAGAUAUCAUCAACAAAAGUCGUCAAGACCGCAUCGACAGCCUACUUAUUUGUAACAUGGCACAGAUGGGCGGAAUAGCCGUCACUCUAGCAGUCGCAGGAUCCUUAUUCCAAAACAUUGGUUAUGAUCUCCUCUUGGAUGCAUUAGGGCAAGGAGCAUUCUCUCCCCACGAGAUACGAGAGGCACUUGCUGGAGUGACUUCUACUGUGCGGAAGAAUCCACUAUUGUUGGAGAAGGCAACGGAAGCUGUUGCAGUUGCGAUUUCGCGAGAGUUCUUUAUUUCCACUUCUGCGGGUUUAAUAUGCUUAUUCUGUGGACUGUGCAUGUCUGGCAAAUUUCUGGACUAA